CUUUACUUUCCCGCAUACAUGUCUUAACCCCCGCUUCUUUUAAAGAAAUAUACUUGUUCAUACACACUAGCCACCCUUGCUGCGUGUCUCUUGCUGAUCCUGCCCCCCCCGCAACACGUGUAGGAAGGAAGGAUCGGGGGCAUACAUCCGUUAGAAAACCAAGCAAGUUUACACGCACAAUCCAAGGCGAUUUGGCAAUGCGGAAGCGCGCGGAGCCCAAACUCUGGCGGUUGCGCGGAUACCAGCAGGCGGAGAGUAGGAAGCAUCCGGCUGACGUUUCCCAGUAGCUUCCUUGCCAAGGCAGACCCGCGCAGUAAGUAUGGCAGGCCGGGGAAGCUGGGGUUGCUUAAAGGAGCUUUGGGCGGCUGGCUUGGAGAGGGAUGCGCGCAGAGAGUCGAUCUGAGGGCCAAGGCGGUCAUAAAAGGGCGCGAUGGCGCUUCUUUGUGCAAAAAAGAAAGUUCGGUUGUUGACCUCAAGCACAGGCCGCCGCUAGAGGAACGCGGAUGCUUUCGCGCAGUUUGCUGCUACGCCGUGGUUUAGGGCGCUGCGUCUUUGGGAUUUCUCCAACGAGGGAUGCAAGCGCUUAGGAGUUUCGGUAGCGAAUGCAAGUGGGGCGCGGUUAGCAAUCCGCUUGCAGCAGCCGGGGAUGGCGCACUAUUUUCCAGUGCCAGCUCAUGAUGAGUCUGGAGAAGUGGAUUGGGAUGCAUGAGUCAUUAGAAAGCGAGGACGCCGUUUCCUGCUUCGUGGAUUAGCGCUCGGAAUAAGUCAGAGAAGGAGAAGCCCCGCCCCCCGCAAAUUCUGUGGGGUGGGGAGCAUCUGCUCUGCUUGUAGAACAGUGGUUCUGAACCUUUUUUUUGGCCAUGCCCCACUUAAAAUCCUGAUUUCCCCCCCCCCCGGGGACAUAUACUUUUUAUUAUUCAAAAAGUGAACUCCGAUUCACGUGGAGGAAGCCUAAAAGGCCAUUAACUUGGUCUAACACAUUCUUGAAUUGCCCCUCUUAAAAAUCAAAUUGCCCCCCCCGUGGGGCGUGUGCCCCAUGUUGGGAACCAUGGUUGUAAAAGGUCAAUUCCCAGCAUCUCUAAGUAGGGCUGGGAGAGAACCGUGUUCGAAGCCCGGGAGAGUGGCUUCCAGUCAGUGUGGGCAGUAUUGAACAAGAUUGACCAAUGGUCUGAGUCCGUUAAAGGCAGCUUCCUAAUGUUUCUUAAGGGCAUCACCUCAUACCCAAAUAGUGUCUGUCAUGAUGCAGGACACAGGGAACAUUUGCCUGCUUCGUUUAUUUAAAAGAGUUGUACCCCACUACUCAACAGAUUUGCCAGGACAGUUUUCAAAAGCAAUUGCCCCAGUCUAGAAAAAAAAGUAAGAGCCAAAGCCCCAUUUAUUCCAAAGGGACUGGAUUUAUUUGAGUAGAGCCCUGCUGAGCCAACAUCCUGUUCCCCACAGUGGCCAACCAGGUGCCUAUGGCAAGGAUGGAAACUUGGGGCCUGAAUGUGGCCCCUAGGCUUCUUCAGAUGGCCCUUGGAAUUGUUCCCAGGCCGCUGCCACUCUUUGACAUCUGACAGAAGGGCAUUCCAUAGAAUGGGUGCAGCUACUGAGAAGGUCUUCUGUCUGAUUCCCUGUAACUUCACGUCUCACAAUGAGGGAACUGCCAGAAGGCCCUCGGAGCUGGACCUCAGUAUCCGGGCAGAAUGAUGAGGGUGGCUCCUACAGCCCAAGACAAAGGAGGAGCAAGAUGCAAGCAGAAUAACACCCACCCACUCCCUCGCACCAGCCACUCACUGCCACAAAGAGCUUCAGGUUGCUGAAUAACAGACUUCUUGAUGCAAGUUAAUUCCAUGGGACUUAUUCUCAGUGUGCAUAGGCACAGCCACGCUAAAAUCAAUAUAGCACUGACACUCCGAAGCAAGAAGUUUAGUAUGUAAAAUCAAGUCCUCCAGUUUAGAUGGUUUGAAUAAUCAUGCUGUUAAAAUCAUAAGACUUUUGAAUGGGUUGGGAUGACCUUAUCAGUCAGAGCCUUGUGAGUCUACAUACACUGCAGCAAGAAGUUUACCAUCAGUGCUAUGAUGCAAUGUCUUUUGUCAAGAAACUGGCCAAAGUUCAUAUGUCUCGGUGUUAUGUACAUAAAUAUGUUGGUGUUUAAGAGCUGAGGUGCACAGCCUGCAUUACUGGAGCCUAACAGGUAUCCCACAAACGUGGCAGUUUCUCCUCCGCUGGUGAAACAUAAUCUUCAAAUCCCCAGUUAUCAUUUAAAAUGAGCAGGUUUCUAGAAUUUGUAGAACCUGAGCUAGGAGGCAAAAUGUACAGGCACAAUUCUGCUCAGGUGUUUGUUUGUUGAGAGACUAGGCCACAGGGGCCAGCAAACUUUUUCAGCAGGGGGCCGGUCCACUGUCCCUCAGACCUUUUUGGGGGGGCGGACUAUAUUUUUUUGGGGGAAAGAACGAAUUCCUACGCCCCACAAAUAACCCAGAGAUACAUUUUAAAUAAAAACACUUUCUACUCAUGUAAAAACACGCUGAUUCCUGGACCGUCCGCGGGCCGGAUUUAGAAGGCGAUUGUGCCGAAUCCGGCCCAUGGGCCUUAGUUUGCUUACCCAUGGACUAGGUUGUUCCCCCUUUCAGUGCUUUAUUUUGGUUUCCCCACCCCACCCCUAAAAAAUCCCAUGGACAUGCAUACUCACAGAACCUUUCUCUCUGUAUAUUCCUCCCUAACAGACUCUCCCUGUAGCCCCUGAAAUUUCUUCCUUUUGCACUAAGAGCUCAUCCACACUUACUCUGCUUAUUCUGUGCCUAGAAAACACAGGCCUGAGAGGUUUUCCAUUUGCCCCAUUGCUUCCUCCAGGAAAAUCCGCUGCUGUCAAUCUAUAGAAAAACCGAUUGAUGUUUGUUCCAAUUCAGCAGUAAACAGUGGGGUUUCCCGGAGGAAAGUGGCAGGUCAAGUGGAAGUGUGGAAGAGUCCCAAGUCUAACAACCCCCAUUCCUCCAUCCCUAUGUUCUAGCAGACUCCCGUUUCACACUCCGCAAGGAGGUUGCGCAGACAGAUUGUUCAACAUAAUGCAACACUGAAUUCCACCCGGUACCUGUUUCAAACUGCAAAGCUGAAGAACAGCCCUUUGCUUCUCCUUAGGUCAGGCGGUUGUAGGAGGAACUAGAACUUGUGAAAUCAGAGAAUAAAGUAAUCUUUGCUGGAGGCAUUUACGAAAAGAGGAAACUGGAAUUUCCUUCAUAGGCAGUUGUCUUUUAAAAGGAUGUCAGGAAUGAAGGUCACCACACUGUUGAACAGGUAUGGACAGGGGAGCAGUCCAAGGCUGUGGGAGGAUACACCAGCACAGUAUAUGGGAUUCGUGAAUGGCCAGAAACAAAUUCAACUGGAGGAACCCUCUGGUAAAAAACUAGGUGCUUCCAAAGGGGGACAAAGUGUAGGGCACUUAAUUAACUGAGGAUUCCUCAAAGAGGCUUGUAUGAAAAGACCUGGCAGCCUUGGGCUAGGUCUGAAAUUGAUUACAUAGGCAGAAGGAGAAGAGAAUGGAGAAGACAGAUAAUUAUCAGUGUUCCAUGGCCCACAUCAGCUCUGUCUCCAUCUUUUUAUAGGUUUGUGGACAAACAAGAACAGCUGAUUUUUAACUACAUGUAUGGAUGCCCAUGGGGACAAGGGGUGGCAGUUGCCAGGGCCGUCUCUCCCAUUUAUCAGUGUGAGGCAGCCACCUCAGGUUCUAGAUUUUGAAUGUCAUAAAUGGGUAGCAAAUUGUUAGUUACUUAGGUGGUUGUUGUUGUUGUUAUAUUUUUGUUGCUAUGGAAGAGGAGAGAUGCUUCUAGGACUUAAUGCUUCAGGUAUGAACAUAACAUUAUUUACCUCAUAACAUGAAUUGUGCUUAUCUGAGGUACUCCUGGAAAUUGUCUUUGGCAUUAUGCCAUAUAUUGGGUGGGAAUCUUUCUUUUCUUUUUAAAAAUCACCUAUACACACCCUGCUAUACCUCUUCUGGGCAAGAGUACACUUCUAGCUAUUUUUCAGAAAUGGUGAACAGCAGCAAUGCUCUCUCAGCAUAGCAGCGCCUUCCCAUUUUGAAAACCUUAUUUAGUUAUAUGUGUUCAUUAAAAUGUUUUGGCUGCCAUGCUCCUCUACUUGCUAUUCCUUUGUGGGAGCAUCUCCAGGGCACACUUGCAGCCUGAUCCUAUACAUGUUUACUUAGGAGUAAGGCCUGCUUAGUUCAAAGAGGCAUCCUUCCAGUGUGUAUACCAGGAUAAGCUAUCAAUCACCCCUAGCCAGUUAGAGGAGAUGAACAGCAUGGCCCCUUCCUCCUCAAUGCAGAAGGUCAUCACUGGACCUAUUUUGUACAGAUGGGAUAUAUUGCAGUGUUGUGGGUGAAAAUUCAUGCUUGGAAGUAUAAGACAGUGGGUCAAAGUUUGCUUAUUGCACACGUUCAUCUGUUUGCAGAAAAGCAUAAAGACGCGCUGGGAGAAAAUUGUGAAAAGGUCAGCCUUCCAGCAUCAGGUUCUUAAAGCCUUGUUUGCUUGGACUUCUUAAAAAAUAAAUAAAAUCUCAGGGUGUGUGUGACAAAUUUAUAAGUUUUGAAUUUUGGCAGUUUGGCAACCUGGGAUAGGAUUCCUGCUUUUUGCUCUGGGAGUUCUCCAGGCAGCCAACAGGCACAGCAUCUUCUCCCAGUGUGGCAAUGCAGACGUGGGAGAAUCUGCACCUCUUGAAUGUCACACUACUGGUCGAAAGCAAGGAUGUGACAACCUAAUCGAGAGGUAGAUUUACAGACUCUGGGCAAGUCAGAGCAAAAGUGCUAUCCCAGAUCUUCUUAGCAAAGGCGUUCGCACCUCUGGUAUUGUAAAAACAAGGAGACUCGUAGAAAACCAGCAGGACUCCCUUCCGUGAUGACUCUUCCAAAGGGGAGACUGAUGCGUCACCGCACACCUGGGAAAGCCUCACGUGGCGACCUGGGAGCCGAGCUUGCCCAAACAGAAUCGGCUCCAUCUUGGUUGCGGGGAAAGCAGAGCCCAUCUAAUUACUACAGCCGGCACUGUAGGCGAGCGAUCCCGCCCAGAAGGAGGCGCGGCUAGGCAGAUUAGUUCCAGCGCUUCCCGUUAGGGGUGGGUUGUCCGAGAAGCUAUUUAUUGCGUUUCGGGCGGCGGCGGCGGCGCUGGCGCUUGGCUUCGGCAAAGCUGUAUUUGGGUUGGUUCUCCGCGCGGGCCGAAGAUCGGGUAAGUAAGCGCAGAGCUCGUUCUCUUUUCAAGGUAUUGGGGUUGGCCAACAAGUACUGCGUGGUCGGGUGGUGGUUUUUCGUUUUAAACCAGGUGUCAUAGGUGCCUGCGAUGCGCGCAAAUAAUAGAUUUCUAGUUUAGGCAGCGGGGUUGGAAAGCAAGGCUGGUUUUGAGUUCCUGUUUUUAAUUAACCCGCUUCUGACGCGUUUGUGUCGCAAGGAAAGAGGGAGGCACUCCAGCCUCUUCCUUGCUGAGCCUGACACUGCAGAAAGUGGCCGAUCGGGGCUGGGAAAAUGGUUCCUAGCUAGGAAUGAGUACUUGCUCUCGGGCUUCAGUGAAAUAAACUCAAUUCAUUGUCAUUUGUAUGCUGUAAUAGCCGCCCUCCCCGAUUUAAAAUAGAAUGACUUUAAUUUCCCCGGAAGUUCUGCCCCUUUACUAUGGCAAAAAGUGUGCUGCUUUGGCUCAGUUUCUUAAUAAUAACAAUAAUAUAUAUAUUGAAAGCUUUGUGGUGGAAGAACUCGCACUGGGUAGGUAUAUGGAGGAGUCCCCCCUCCCAUUUGGAAAGGACAGUGGUGGCAUUUCAAAGUAGCAACACAGUAAGAAAUGGGUGGGUUUUGUUGCUUCCCCGCUCUCAUCCCUUGAGAGGAUAAAUGGCACCAGUGAUCUGUGUGUUUUGUGUGUUUGGAAGUUGUCAUGGAAACCUUCUGCUGCCAACGUGUGGAGCUGAAGUUGGAGGGUGUCAGAUCUUGGUUAGCUGAGCUGGCUGGGGCUGAAGGGAGCUGUAUUCCAGCAAGACCCAGAGGCCACCAGGUUAGCAAAGGCUGGUCUGAGGGAAGGCAGAGUCUGUCUCUUUCACACAGAGGCCAGACUCCCAGGUCUGUUUAGGGAUGCUCCCGCUCUGGGUUUUCUGCAUAGAGCAGAGGGCUGGGCUCGGUGGCUUUGCAAGGCCCUUGCCUAAGCUCUAUGAAUCUGGUACUUAUACAGUUCCAAAAGAAUGUCGGUUUUCUCUGUGAACAGCAUUUUAUGUUUCAUUAGCUAGCUUUGCUCAACUGCUGGCAUCAGGCUGUUUUGUGACCUGAGGUUUUGUGCGUUUUGCAGUGCGCUUCAGUUUUGAAAAGCAUGUGGUUGGCAUUCCCCCGCAUUGCCUAUUGUCAGCUGUUGUUCAUGCUCUAACACAGGAAUCAAACUCGCUGAAUUUCCUUUUAAUUGUUCAUGGCAUCUAGAUAAAAAACAACUCACAACUACUAGGCAAUUUACAACCAGCCUCCCAAUGCUUGCUUUGGUUUCUCUCCCCACCCCGCAAGCUGGAGCUCUUGACUGUUCAGUUGAGAGGCAUAAAGUAUGAGCCGAUUGCUUUCACAAGUAGGUCUGUGGCAACUCUUAAUCUCAGGGUCAUGGGUUCGAACCCCACACUGGGCAAAAAGAUCCCUGCAUUGCAGGAGAUUGGACUAGAUGACCCUCAUGGUCCCUUCCAACUCUACAAUUCUAUGAUAAACCUCUAUGAUCGUAUCAUAUUAGAUAGGACCAUAUAGGCCAGCUCUUUGUUGGUAUAAGUUAGAGAUGAGGAACCCGUGGCUCCCUGGAUGCCAAUUCCCAUCAGUCCCAGUCAGCAUUGCCAGUGGUUAAGGGUGGUGGGAGGUAGCCAACAGCCAAAGAGAAGGACACCCACACAUUUCCCAUCCCUGGAACAAGUGAAGGACCAUCGUUUGUGCCAUUGUAAAAUAAUGGCUGUCAAAAACCAGCAGCUUCCUUUGAGUGAAGCCUAUCAACCUGGUACGUUUUUCCUCUUAACGACUGGGAGUUGGCAGGCUUUGCAUAUGUUGUAUUUGCAUACAUGAUGUAAACGGGAAAGGGAAUAGAGUUGCAAGGAUGGAAAAUCCCUAGAUGCCCAAUUAUCCAAAAGGGUGUGUUCAGCUAUAAAUAACUGAUGUCUAGAAACUAGUGGUUUCUUCCAGCCAUCGCAGUAGGGGGUAGAAAAGAGAACAGGCUUCAGGUGUCCUUUCUAUUGUGUAUUCAUUACGAUUUGGGCUCAUGAUGGUAUAGGGCUGAUGAUACAUGACCCCACUUUCAAUAUGGUUUGUGCCUGCUGGGAUUUCGGGAUAGGCAUACUGCUUCAUUUCCAGUUGGUGCUUCUUCCUGAAAUCCUGCUACUUUCCACACUUAAAAUGCUCCAUGUGUGAGCGCAUGCUUUCACCGUGCUAUAGUGCAAUAAUGUCCCUCCAGAAGGCAAUAAAAUGGUAACAUUGGAGAAGCAUUGAAUCUGUGCCCCAAGUUCUGGGAAUCUGCAGAUCUGGUCCUUUUCCUUUUUCUAGUUGGAAGCCACCAGAGCCUUAUACUCAUUUCCAUGUUUUGACAGAUGGAACAACAAAGUGCACAAACUGAGGUAUAAAGUUACCUGGAGAGAGGCAAAAGUUCAGCUGUGCAAAGUGGGAGGAUAUGAUGUGGCUCGAAAGCUCAGUCGAUAGAGCCCGAGGCUCUUAAUCUCAGAGCUGUGGGUUCGAGCCCCAUGUUAGGUGGAAGAUUCCUGCAUUGCAGGGGGUUGGACUAGAUGACCCACUUGGUCCCUUGCAACUCUAUGAAUGGAAGGAACUGUCAAUUUCUAGUGACAUUUGAAUUUGCAAGGUUCUUGCAGGCAGAUGGUUUAAGCCGGAAGCAUUGUGUGGGCACAGUCGGUGAUCUCUAGGGAACACUUCCUUCUUUUAUAUGCCCAGCAACAUGCUGACAAUGUGGUCUGUUACUUUAAAGGUGAUCAGGAGUAAACUGGUUACUCAAACUUUUCUAGUGGAACUACUUGGAAGUGAAUAUCAUAUGGCCAAAUACCUCCCCAAGACUUGAGAGUCUCUCCGUGCAGUUUAUCAGCCUACAAAAAGAAUAUGCAGCACAGAUUGAAUAUAUAUAUAUAUAUGAAUGCGUGGAUGUCCUUUGAUGGCCAAACCAGGCAGAUAAUUUGUGAACUAUUACUUAGGAGGUCCCCCCCCCCCCGACAGUUUCAGAAUCUGUGAUCAGGCACAGAAAAAGUGUCAUAAGUAGGUAACCCUGUCUCCUUCUGCUAUUUCCACUCAAAAUCAUCCCACGCCCAUUUGGGAGAAAGAUAUAGGCUCCCCACCACAUAUCUUUCCUAGCUCUUUUUCUAUCCAAAGCUGGUGGAAAGUAGGUAAUUUGAGUGGACAAAUGACAGGGUAUGGAAAGGGUUAAGCACCAUUAGCUCACCUGUCCUACUUCCCUUCCUGGCUGCAGUAUCCAGUGUCUGCUUUGUACUAUGAAAAGGGAGGUGAGAGAGAGUUGCACGUAGGUGAGUGCUUUGUUAACACUGUUUAAUGUUGCUAGCUUCUGAGGCACAGCAAUAUUAAUACCAGGUGACCUGCUUGACAAGUAUUCACAGAGUCUGUUUCUGUGUUGUUUCCAGGAACAGAUAUUGGGAAGAUCCAGUCGUUAGGUUGGGCAUUUGGGUUGGGUUUUCUGGAGCUGAUGAAACGUGCUUUCUCUGCCAGCUCACUGGUGAAUCAGCUUUCAGAAAUGUCUCGUAACAGCACUUCAACCCAGAAUAAUUAAGCUCAGUGAUUUUUUUCCUGGAGGUACUGAAAGGUACAUAGUACCAGCACCAUUCUCCCCCCCCCCCAAAGGCUAAAAGUGUGGCACUUAUUGUAACAACUUCAUUCUGAGUACCAGCACCCUUUUUCUAUAGAAAAAAAGCACUGAUUAACCUUUUAUCAAAUUUCACUUGGAAAUUUCAAAAGGGGGGAAAAAACCCAAGGGUACCAAAUGCCUGGAGUUCAGGGGAGUGGUUUGUGACGGUAUUAAGCUGAUUAUAAAGUGUACCCCUUGGAGAGAUUGAUAGAAUAGUUACGUAUAUCACUUUGCAAAGUGAUAUCACAAAUCCUGGCCUAACCUUGGGACCAAACCAAGUGUGAUGUGGGAGGUUUAUGAGAAGAUCUCAUGAAGUUUUUUCUUUUUUAAAGCCAUCCCUCCCAAGGAAUAUAGGGAGUCAUACAUACAGCAGGCCAAGAUCUUGUGGCCACCAGGUGAGAGAAAGAACAUGAAGCAGAGCAACUAUCAGGAAAGAAAAGAAGAAAAAACACACUCACCCUGAAAAAAACACUUUCAGAAUGAAUCAACUGACAUCACAGUAUGGUUCUCAAUACACCUUUUAUAUCUAUUGAGAACUGGAACAGAAGGUGGAAUUUUCCAUCUUUUGUAUUAAUUUUAUUGCUCAUACAGGCAGAGCUACAUAAGAUGUAGAUCAUGAAUUACCAAAUAAAUGGCGUAUCCUAUUUGAUCCAUCGUGGCUGCUGUGCUGUGUGUGUUAAACCCAGUGCAGUUGCUGGGUCCAGAUUAACAGUGCAAUGGUACCUUGGUUUAAGAACAGCUUAUUUUAUGAACAACUUGGAUUAAGAACGCUGCAAACCCAGAAGUAGGUGUUUUGGUUUGUGAACUUUGCCUUGGAAGUAGAACAUGUUCUGCUUCCUGUUGAGUGUGUUCCAUUUGUAAAUUGAGUCCCCCACUGCUGUGGGAAAGCAUGCCUUGGUUUAAGAACGCUUUGAUUUAAGAACGGACUUCUGGAACGGAUUAAGUUUGUAAACCAAGGUGCCACUGUGCCAAAUACCGGAGUUGCAGAGUACACAUAGUGCCAGCUCCAUUUAAUAAAGGGCCCUCUCUAAACUCGCAUACUCACUACAAAUGUAGGCUGUGCAGAUCAGGAAUGUACCGUAGUCGCCUUCAGAAUGGGGCUAAAGUUUACAAAUGUUGAAACAUUGCCCUUCAGAGGUUCACUUCUAGUAAAUGUGGUUAAGACCGGUUGUCGGCAGAGAUACAGAAGCGUUGCAUGAUUCAUGUGUGUGCUUUUGGGCUGUUGCAUCAGCUCUUGUUAAGAAGGGGGCCUCUUUGGGUUAAGUUGCAAGCGGCCGCAAACAGUACCUUUCAGCAGGAGGCUAGUUCUUGAGCAAGUGGAGUCUGUUGAGAAAUUCUUGCUUGCAGCUGAGAUAGCUGCAAAUGCUGUAGACCAGGGAUAGCCAGCAGUGAGGCUGCCAGCUGCUGUUGGGCUGCCAGCACUCAUCAUUUCUGGUAGCAGAGGCUGGUGGGAGUUGGAGUUCAUCAACAUGUGGAGGGCAUCAUAGUGGCUUCUGCUAUAGAAAAGCAAACAAAAAUGCUGUAGUUUGAAUGGGAACAAUAGCCUUCCCCUUGACCCUUGUUGUAGGAAAAUAACACCUCUCUCUCUCCCCCUUCUCUCCAGCUGUUGCAUCAAAAAUGGACCUCGACAUCCAGUCCAAAGAGCUCAGUGGGUCCAGCUGGAAGGAACUUCUUCCAACCCUGAGCCAGUACAAAACCAUCAGGUAUGUACAAUGUCAGCGAAACCCAUGUGUGUUAAGGUGUGCAUAAAGUCUCACAACUGCAGGGGCUCCAUUCCGAUGGAACUUGAGCAGGUGUAAUGCUUGCUUACCCCAAAAUACCUAGAGAUGCUUCUCAUAACCAGAUUUCACAUUCUCAUUUAUCAGUUACCAAGUUUUGUUCUUGGUUAACUGCUCAUGGUUUGUCUGGGAGAGACAAGCCCAAGUUCACCGUGGCAGUAGCAGCACACAGAGGGGAAGGAGCAAGUCAGAUAUGAUUUUGGCUUGUUCCUGUAAGCCAGUGAUGGCCAAACUUGGCCCUCCAGCUUUUAUGGGACUACAACUCCCAUCACCCCUAGCUAACAGGACCAGGGAUGAUGGGAAUUGUAGUCCACAAACAGCUGGAGGGCCAAGUGGCCAUCACUGCUGUAAGCCAUGGUUUGGCAUAGUGCUGCAUGCGAAUGAAAGCAAUGUCUAACUUAAUUGUUUCUAAUCAGCAGUCAUUUUUGUCUGCUCUUGUUUCAUUUGAAAAUCAUAUUGCUUGUUGAAUUAUUUUAUUGUUGCAGAUUUAUUUUGUGAGUGCAUGGGAGGCUUAAGGGCAGUGCUUUUUUUCGGGGGGCAGGACUCAGAGGUAUGCAUACCUCUAAACAUUUUGUGAAUCUUUGUACUUUUGUUCAUUUACUAUAUUUAUUUUCCCCGAUUUGAACUAUAAAAUGGUGACUUUCUUGAGUCAAAAUGAGUACCUCAAAACAUUUUUUUAGAAAAAAAACGCACUGCUUAUGGAUAUAUGGGGAAUCUGCUGUAACAAGGGUUCCAAUUUGCUGAUAGACAAUGUUGGAUUUCACCUUUUGCUGUUCAAAUAUUCUGGAAGUCUUCCAAAUCAGGUUGGAAGGGGGGGAAAGAAUUCUGUAGAGGAGAAAUGUUUCUCUCAGCUGGUUUGUUAGAGCUAACACCCGGCUCCUCUUCCCCUUCAUUCUCAGGUUGGAUGACUGUAGUCUAUCAGCUAGUCAUUGUAAAGAUCUCUGCGCCUUUCUGAGCACAAAGCAAACAUUGACUGAACUCAAAUUGAACAACAAUGAACUGGGAGAUGCUGCUGUAGAGUUGCUGUGCAAAGGAUUGCUGAGUCCAAGCUGUAACCUUCAGAAACUAUGGUAAAUCCCCUACAAUCUGUCAUGGCUUAAGUUUUGUUAGCCGAAGGUCUCCACAGAUGGAAAUGUCCACGGUAGGAAGGUUGUCAGUGAUAAAUUCCCUUCUGGCUAAGAAAGUGGCUCAGAAUUCCUUUUGGGGUUAGAGUAAACUAUUUUUGCUAUUGUUGAACUGUGAUCUCUGCUUCUUAUAUUCUUCCUAUCAAGUUACCACUGUAUGAGUUUUUCCUGGAGCAGCUGGACUGUGGGACCUCUGCUAACCUAUAAUCAAACCAUUUGCUUAGGCUGGCAUACAAGUGGGCGGGGAAAUCAAUAAUAAUAAUAAUAGGGAUGUGAGGGCGAACUGUCUGUGACACCUGUCACCCCAUUGAUCGCCAGGGUUGAAUAAUAAUAAUAAUUUAUUAAUUUAUUACUUAUACCCUGCCCAUCUGGCUGGGCCUUCCCAGCCACUCUGGGCGGCUUCCAACAGGAGAUUAAAAAUACAUUAAAAUGUAUUUCCCCCCAACAUUGCCCAGAAGUAGUGGUGCUGUUUUGCAUGCUCUGAAAAGACUGCCACACCUUGAUUCACCUUCACAGUGAACCAAUAGGUUAGAUUGCAGAACUUGGGCUCCUAUCUGUCUGUCUGUCUGUCUACCUACCUAUUUGGGGUUAGAUGCUGAGUUUUUCUAGCUCUCACACCUUUCAAAGCUCACAUGUUAUUAUUGGCUUCAUAUAGGACAAGGAAAGGAUCUCUGUGACUACUCCUGAAUUGGGUGAAGUGGAACUGGGCACCUGGAAAUAUGAAACUAGUAGCAGAUCAAAGAACAUCUCAAGUGUCAAGGGGGCUUUGUGUUCAUUAGCUCAUCCUGACAACUGAAACAGUGUGUUUCGGUUUUAGCGCCAGCACCCCAGAGAGCAGUCUGGAAAGUGGCUUCUAGUGAAAUGUGACUGUUUUUCAAAUGGCAAUUACGGCCUUCCUGAUCAUAUGGCUUUAUGGCUUCAUGACUUAAAUGGCCCCUGUCAGUCUGGGCUGCACUAGUGCAGUGCAGUCUCUGAUAUUGUAGGCUGUUUUCUCCUACCACAGUUUGCAGUUAUAACACAUGGCUUGAAUAUAUAGAAAAUAUCACUAUGGAGGGGAUGAUGUCUCUAGUUACAUGACUGAGAAGAGGAGUGCAGAGGGUUGGCUCCUCUGUUUUUCCUCUUGAAAACUCUGUUAAGUGUUAUGACUUGUUAGGCAGCAUUUUUUCUACAUACCUGCUGGGCUGGUACUGCUUGAAACACACUGUAUAGGGAUUCUUUUUCUGCUGUGGGAUUCCUUGUGUUGCAGCUAACAAAAGCCAACAAACAUUUCUAAGCCAGUCCGUAAACCUGUAAGGCAGGCAAGAAUCAAGGGGGGCAGGGGGCCUAUAGCACAAAGGAGCUGUGGUGGGAGAAGCUUUGUGCCCUUGAGAUAACUCUUAAGGGACAUACAUGGCCUUUGCCUACUCAAAAGACAGCAGCGUUAAUAUUUGGUUCCCCAUGGGCAUCAGUAUCAUCUGCAGAGAAUUUAUAGAUGUAAGCUUAGGAUAUAGUCUUAUGCAAACACAGAAUUGUACAGUAUAUUUCAAAUAAUAUUUCAAUUAUCUAGGCGUCAAGGUAAAACAAUAAAUGAGGAGUUUUAGGGAGGCUGACUUAACUCUGCCUUGUUCUUCCAGGCUGCAGAACUGCAACCUCACCAAAGGCUGCUGCGAGAGUCUCCGUUCUGUGCUCAGCAGCAAGCCAUCCCUGACUGAGCUUCACCUGGGAGACAACAGUUUGGGCACAGCAGGAGUUAAGAUCUUGUGCCAGGGACUUCUGGAUCCCAACUGCCAGCUGGAGAAGCUUCAGUAAGUGACUACUAGAUUUGUUAGCAAAGAUCUCUUGGCUGAGAAGAUUUCUCAAGUUAGAAAGCAUCUCUUUUCGAACUCAGAUGCAUCUUGCCAUAGUCAUGAGUUACUCUCAAGGAGUUGGAUGAAAAUAGCUGAGGCUGAUGGUGAACAAUUCCUCCCCACCCCCCAAUUGCUUGUAAAAAGUCAUACAAAGUGUGUUUUGUACAGUGUCUUUUCUCAGAUUUACACACACUUUCCGAUAACAAUAUCCAAGAGAGAUUGAGAGAUCAGAGCUGGUACGGGUGGAAAUAUUUACUAUUAAUAAUAAUUAAUAUACCGCUUAAUGCCAAAAUAAGCUUCUUAAGAAACAGGUGUACAAACUAACAACACAAACAUUAAAGUAUAAACUAUGCAUUAAAACAAUUCCAUGAACAAUCAUUGUGUCUAGAUCAGCUUUCCCCAACCUGGGAGUCUCCAGUUGUUUUUUGGACUACAGGUCCCAUCAUGCCUGGUUAUUGACCAUACUGGGUGGGAAUGAUGGACAACGGAGCUCCCCCAAACCUCUGGAGGCACCAGGUUGUGGAGGGCUGGUCCAGAUGUGUGUUCAGAAGGAGGAAGCUUUGUGCUUGAAAAUGCCAGACUGUUUGAGCCUCCUUCUUAUCUAUUGGGGGGGGGUUCUUUCUGUUCUUCUCCUAUAGGCUGGAGUACUGUGAGCUCUCAGCAGAGAACGUGGAGGCUCUCAGCUCUGCCCUGCGCACCAAGCCAUCCCUGAAGGAACUCAACCUGAGCAACAACAAACUAGGGGAUGCCGCAGUGAAGCAGCUUUGCCAGGGUGUGCUGGACGACAACUGUAACCUGCAAUCACUGCAGUAAGGCCUCUAUUUCCAACCCCUGGCUCUCUCCCCAGGCUCAGCCCCUCUUGCUUAGGCUGCACCCGCUUCACUGCACCUGCCACACAACCUUCACCAUUAGCCAUGGUCUCUUCUGCAACUUUCAUGGCUGCUCUGGAAGCGCUCACCUCUUUGGUUCUGUCAGUGCUUCCUGCAUUUUUGCCGGUGAUCAGAACUGCUUGGGCAGUUACGCAAACUCCUCGUGGCUCUCACAAGCCUUCAGAGUGAGGGGCACUGUUAAGAAGAAAAGUCUGGUUAUCUGCCGAGUGAAGGAAGCUUCAAUGGGAGCUCCCCCCUCAAUGCAUGUGGAGGGCUUUGAUGCAACAAAUUGCAGAAGGAGCAGCUCUCUGUAACUGCUCAGCUGGUUCCUGGGUAACUUGGGGGGAGAAAUUGGUUUGGGUGGGGUGUAACAAUGGCUACUUGCUGCAACCUCUGUAAUUGUGGCCCUUAAAGCAGAAGUCUUGGCAGUGUGUGUGACAUGUUACAGUUGUACCUUGGUUUUCGAACAGCUUAGUUCACGAACAACUUGGAACUCGAACGCCGCAAACCCGGAAGUAGGUGUUCCAGUUUGCGAACUUUGCCCUGGAAGCCGAACGUCCAGCGCAGCUUCCACAGCUUCUGAUUGGCUGCAGGACACUCCUGCAACUAGUUGGAAGCCGUCUCUUGGUUUCUGAAUGUUUCAGAAGUCAAACGGACUUCUGGAACGCAUUCUGUUCGAAAGCCAAGAUAUGACUGUAUAUGCAAUUUUACAGUGCAUUGGAAUCUUCCUUUAAGAUUAAUGUGAUGACACUUCUAAAUAAAACCAAUUGAAGGUUUUCUUUUCUCCUAAAACCAUCUUAUGGCAUAGAAACACACACACUGCAUAUUCCACUGCAUUUCUUGAUGCACAAUCAUUUCGAUAAGGUUUUUUUUUGGGGGGGGGGGAGUUUGCAGUGCUCAAUAAGCCUCUAAGGCAUUUCACUACUGGCCAAUAAAACUGCAGUUUUGGCAAAAUUGAAAUAAUGUGUGUCUGCUAGUGUGCGGCAGCAGCUGUGGGCAGGGUUGCUGAACGGAACGUAAUUUGUGCUUUGGCUUCUUGCUUUCCUGCAGACUGGAGAGCUGUGACAUCACACCUGCCAGCUGUCGGGACCUCAGCGCUGUGCUAAGUUCAAAGCCGUCCUUGACUGAGCUCUGCAUAGGCGAGAACAAGAUUGGUAACGCAGGUGUAUCCCUCUUGUGCCAGGGGGCCUUGAAUCCCAACUGCAAAAUACGCAAGCUGUGGUAAGUGGCUUUAUCUAGAGCAGGUGUAGCUUGUCAUCUAGGCUGUCACAAGAGCAGACUAUUUUCUAAAAAUAUAUAUAUAAUCUUUCUUGGUUUUCAAAUAGUGUCACUGUGGUUGCAGUAUUUUGGUGUCCCUAUGUGAGUGUUAAUGUGUCUUUUUACUAUGCACCUUUUAAAGAAUUCCUGUGCCACUUAAAUAAUUUCUGUGUAAUUCAAAUAUUUUCCAUGUACCUUUUUGAUAAUAUCUUUAUAAGCCCCUUGUAAUUUUUUUACCUCCUUUUCUACUUUUUUCUAAAUGUGUACCUUUUUGUAAUGCAAUAUAUAGUGGGUUGUGUUGGUGGAUACUGAAUUGUGUGUUGUAGGAGCCAGAUCUGAUUAACUACAUGCCUGAUCCUGAAAGCUGCUCAUGUUACAAAACGUGCAGAAUUCAGUCUCAUAAACUUCAUUCCUGCGAGCCUCUACAUUUCCCAGCCCUGGAAAACAUGCUUUUUAAAACUCUUGCAGUGCCAAUGGGAAUCAAUGGUAAAAGCACUGUCCUCCGUAAAUCAUUUUUUUCACCAAUGUGCAUUCCUAGGACUCCAAGUAAAUGUUUGCCAAACAAGUUUUGCAGAUGGAACUCUAAAUGUUUCAUAUCCAGUGUUGCUCUUCUUGCUAGUGCGAUAGACUUCUGCUUGUGCAACAGAAGUUACCUCCUCUGCAGCCUUCUGCAAAUGCUCAAAAUCUGUUCUAGAGGGUUGGAGGACAGGGAUGACCUGUUGCAUCAGUAGAACUCUGCAUGUGCAGCACUGGCUGCUUCUUUCACUGGUGAAUUUUCCAGGGGAGAAAAUGUGGAGGUUUAUGUGAAUAAGGGUCAUAUAUCCAAAUUGCAUGCACACUUAUUGACAUAAUCAAGGGCAGGGAGCCUGUGGCUUUCCAAUAUUGUUGGACCACAUCCCUGACCAGUGACCAUCCUGGCUGGGACUGAUGGCCAUUGAAUUCCAACAGUAGCUGGACUACAGGUUAGCCAUCCCUGCCCUAAGGAGUUAUUGGACCUUUCAGGCUUAGACACAUUGGUAAAUGCACUUCGCUUCUAGUAGGUGUCUGUUUGGCUGACAUGGGGUUUACAUUGUAGGCCGCACACGCAUUUGGUUGGAGAUGUCUGUUGCUCCUGCUUAAUGCAGGAGGGAAACUUUGUGUAUGAGGAUUUGUCUUAAUACAGCAAACUGUCUCGCUCAUGUGGACUCCAGGGGUUCCAAACGGCACACACAGCUUGAAGUUUCUAUAACACACUCUUCAGAUCUUGCCAGUGACUAAAGACAGUGACUUGAUUAUUAUUUCAGGUUAUGGGAAUGCAAUAUCUCAGCGCCUGGCUGCAAGGACCUCUCCAAUGUCAUUGGUACCAAAGAGACUCUCAAGGAGAUGAGCCUGAUUGGAAAUAAUCUAAAAGAUGCAGGGAUGGAGUUCUUAUGCCAAGGACUGAAGGACCCAAAAUCUAAACUUGAGUCAUUGUGGUAAGGAGCUGGAGGCUUAUUUUUCUGUUGUGGCUUUUUUUUGCAGGUGUAACAAGGAUGUCAUGAGUAAACAGGAUGGGUCUGUGACUAUUAAGGAUAUUUAUCAAGAGGCUCAGUCCGGCUCCAAGGACUUUCAGCAUGACGCAGUAUUCCAGCUUCUGAUCAUAAGGAUCCCUUUAUACAGCUUUUGUCCACCAAGUCAAGUUGCAGUGAGCAAUAGCAGCUGUCUUUCAUGAGAAAACCAGCAGACCAAAACCAGAUAGAGAAGGGGGAGGGGGAACCCGUAAAAUAUUAAACUACUCCUACUAAGGGGGUGAGUGCAGCAACAACACUCUUCAAAUAAGUCUAUGAGUCAGGUGUUUCAAGUUGACCAAAGCUUGUUUGAGUUCUCCUGCAAGGUCAGCCAAGGCAAGGCAAGUGCCCAGGUCAUCAGGGCUGCUAGGAAAUGGCUGAGCAGAUGGAUUGGAUAGCCUUUUGCCUGCUCCUAGACUCCUCACCACUGGUCAGCAGUCUGGCAGGACAGCAUCUCCUACACCACAAAGUCUAUGACCUCGGCCAGCCUACUCUCAUUUCUGGCCCUCCCUUUCUUGGAUUUGCAACUCCCACCAGCCCCAGCCAGCAGGACCCAAAGGUCAGGAUGAUGGGAGUUGUAGCCUGAAACAGCGGGAUGUCAGGUGUGAGAAGGCUUAACUUGGGCCGUACGGGUAUAAAAAGUGAAUGAUACAUAUGAAAAGUUGGGCUAUUCCAAAGAGGAGAAGAAAGUGAUUUGUCAUCUAGGUCCAUGUGGGAGCAAUUGAGUGGGGCAAAGGUUGCUGACCCUUCAGCCUUUGGCCAGUUCAAAAUAUAGCCCCUGCUGAAAAACCACCAUGGAGAACUGAUGCAUGAGUUUUUAAAUAUAUAUAAACAAAUAUUUUUAUUAAAAGUUGAUAACCUCAAGACUUGAUUAUUGCAAUGCUGUCUAUAUGGGGCUGCCCUUGUGCCUUGUCUUUUAGAUCCAAGCCUGCCUGAUAUAAUUCCCAGCUGAUUUAGCUUAGUGUCCCUUCAGAGGGAGCCAUAAGUCAAGGGUGGCCCUGUUGAAGAAUCUGCUCCAUUGCCAGAGGAGAAGGAACUAAAUAAUUCCAUUCUAAACUUGUCAGCCCAUCCUCCUGCCUUCUUCAGUCAGUCUAUUAAUUUCUCUGCUGGAGCAAUUUGCCUGAUAUUGACCUACUAUCUGUUUAUGGUUACAAGUUGUCUAACAGACACCAUUUAAAGAAGUUAUAAUGGAUGUGUAUUGAGUCUGUUUCUCAUAUUGUUUUGGUCAGAUAUGAUUGACUCCACAGAAAGGAAAAGUAACCUUAGAUGGCCUAUUGCACUGCAGAGUUGUCAGGCUUGUCAGAGAUAUUCUUAUUUGUCUACCAUAGGCUAAGAGAAUGUGGUUUGACUUCAGCCUGUUGCAAGAGCCUUGGCUCUGCUCUCAGCAUGAACGGGACUUUGAAAGAGCUGCAUAUCGGUGGAAAUAAUCUGUGUGAUGCAGGGGUGACUGAUCUCUGUGAAGGAGUUCUGAGCCCCAGCUGUAACCUGCAAUCCCUCUGGUAAGUCACCUUAGACAUUUGUUGCUCUCUUGAAAACAGUGUGUUAAGGUUUUUCUAAAACGUUAUUGAGCUUAGAACUCUUGUGUUAGUGCUGUAAAUAUGGAGGGGAGGGGCCUGCCCUGUUUGGCAUUCUGGUGCCUCUUUGUUUUGCCUUAAGGCAAGCUUCUUCAACCUCAGCCCUCCAGAUGUUUUUGGCCUACAACUCCCAUGAUCCCUAGCUAGGAAGACCAGUGGUCAGGGAUGAUGGGAGUUGUAGUCUCAAAACAUCUGGAGGACCGAGGUUGAGGAAGCCUGCCUUAAGGCUUGGCAGCAGAUCUCUUCCAUGGCUAUGUUUCAUCUAUGGUGACAGCUUACCAUACUUGAAAAGAAGGGCAUGUGAUGUGAAAUACCCAAUUACAAGUUUUACAAUUAAUAAAAAUAAAUUUGCCAGUUUGGAACAUGUUUUAAUGCUGGAACACUUGAGUAAACUAAAGGGCUAACUACGUUUUUCCUAGGCCGAUAUUUGUUCCUCUUCACAUUAGCUGAAUGCUUGCUUGAAAGGCAGCAGUGUGAAAUUUGUUUGUGGGUUCAGCAGAGGAGACAUCUUCAGGGAUAUUCCUCCCUUGUGGAUAUGUCUGGUGCUUAUUCUGCCCUUCUUCUUAGGCUGGGACAAUCAGAACUCACAGAGGUUUGCUGCGAUAAGCUUGCCGAAGUCAUCGUUGGAAAACCCUGCCUACAAGAACUGGAUGUAAGCUACAGCCAUAUAGGAGAUGAGGGUGUGCGUAAGCUCUGCGAAGCAGUGAGAAGUCCCAACUGUAACCUGAAGUACCUGAUGUAAGUGACUCUUUCGUGCUGUAAUAGGCUUAGGGAAUGAGGUUGGGGAAGGCGUCUCAAAGAUGUGGGUCUGAUGACGAAGUCAAUAAGUGCACCCCAAUUAAAAUGGCAUCUGAACCCCUAAGAGCAGAUAGAAUGAAACCUGCAUGAUGACCCAUUUUCAGUCGAUUCCUCCGACAUCCAUAACUACAACCCCUUACACUGGCUGCGCUGUCUGGGACUAAUGGGAGAUGGAGCAGUUCAGCAACACCUGGAAGCACACAGGUUCUGUACCCCUGAACGAAAAUAUGGAUCCUAGACUUCCUUCUUUGGAAACAUGGGUCUGUUCAUCAGGAACAGCCUCUGUCUAGUUUUAAUAUUGAAGGAAGUUUUACUUCCAUUGGUGGCAGGCGUAGUAGCCAGACUGCUUGUCUCUGUACAAAUGGAAGUUAACAAUCGGAAGCCCUUUCCCCUUGGGGAAAUAGAGUGUUGUGUGCGCUGCUUCUUUCUUACAGAUAAGGGAGGUUACCUGCUUUGCAUGACUUCUCAGUACCAUUAAUGUCUGAACUCUCAUCUGAACUCUCUUGCAGUUUGUACGACACUUACUGGACUGCUGACGUGGAUAAUGAGCUGAAGGCCCUGGAAGAAUCAAAGCCUGGAUUUAAAGUUGUUACAUGAGUGGUGCAACAUUGCUGUGGCCACUUCGACUGCCUUUUCUUCUGUUGGGAUUCUUUUUGUAUACCAAGUCACCAGACCAUAUGAUGAUGGACUUUUAUGAUUCCAGAUUUCAUGGAGCUGUGAUAUGCCUAGAAACCACAUUCAAAGCUAGGAAUGUGUUGGUACCUCAGUGGUGAGGCAGCAUGGGGAAAGUUCUGGAAUUAUCUGCUGAGUCCAGAAUGCAUAUGCUGGUGGGUUUUCUGCCUCUUGGGAAAUACUAAGAUCAGCACAAAGUAGAAUACGUCUCCUGCCAGCUGCCAUAAAGCAAUAAUGGUUACUUGCAGAUGACUUGAAACUCUUCCCUUGGGAAGAACUAUAUUGGAGACUUUUAGAAAAAUUGGGGAAUAAUGCCCAUUUUUUAAUUGCCAAAAAUUAGGAUGCAACAUUGCCCCUCCCCUUAAGGAUCUCUGAUAUUAAUAUUUUCUGCUGAGAAUGCAAGGAGUGAACUUUUUGUAUCUUGAUCAACAAAUCUAGCCCUGUAGGAAUAUAAAAUAAAGUUUGAUUGCAAAGAGACUAUC
Molecule: messenger RNA, 20731 nt
Organism: Podarcis lilfordi (Lilford's wall lizard)
Lineage: Eukaryota; Metazoa; Chordata; Lepidosauria; Squamata; Lacertidae
Source: the annotation of a GenBank genome assembly